AUGCCAUCGCCGAAAUCAAAAUCACCAAAAGGAUCACCGAAAAAGAAUGCGAGUAGUAAAAAUUCCCCCGGUAAACAGAAAGGUGAGGAGAUUAUCCCGGUUGAAACUGGCAUGCAAACUGAUCCAACCACUGUUUGCUACUUGUGUCGACGUCAUUUUAAAGACUCGGCAGCUAUACAAUCUCACAUUGUCCUCAUGAAUCAUAUGGGUCCGUACAAUGCGAACGAACAACACUGCCGUGCGUGCAAAUCUAUCGUCAUGCUCAAAGAUGUUGAAGCGCACAAAUGUGCUGUCUUGAAAGCGGUCUUUCUGCGAUUCAUGUCCGGUUCGACCACAUUAGAUUUUGGACCACCUUAUCGCUGUUUGUUCUGUCGCAGUCAACCGUGCAGUUCCCGUGUGGAAUUAGCCAUACACUUGUUGUGUUAUCAUCGUCCGAAUAAACCGACCGGGCGUUGUGGUAUGUGCGUGUUCACGUAUGAAGAACCGGCCCCAAUUCCACCGCCAAACAUACCACCGUUGCCUGCGAAUGCAGAUGAAGAGAAGAAAAAGGAACAUGCGAAAGCGUUGAAGCAAGCCACGGAAAAACAGAUGUGUGAACCACCGAUUAAUCCAACACCUGGAUUGGACAAUUUGAAGAUGCAUGUGAUGAAUGAACAUGUGCCAGCUUAUACGCUCUGGAGCAGACGAAAUAUUUUGGAAGACAGCGAUUUACGUUUCCCGUACGCCUGUCCCAUUUCGACCGUUCAAGCUAUAAACGAAUUUGCAUCCGAUGUCUAUCUUUAUACGGUUUUCCGGAUGGUCAAGUUUCAGCGCUGUUUAGCAGAACUGAUUUCGACUGCUGCCACUGUUGCACCAUACACUCGACCGUUCCGGGACAACCGGAAUUGCCACAAACAUGUCCAUUUGGCCAAUCGUGCCUUCCGUAUGCACACCGACGCUGCAUCCAUUAUACGUCCGCCGUGUGAGAUGUAG
Echinostoma caproni is the source of this 972-nucleotide messenger RNA. The record is from the annotation of a GenBank genome assembly. Lineage: Eukaryota; Metazoa; Platyhelminthes; Trematoda; Plagiorchiida; Echinostomatidae.